CGGGACAGGAAGUGACGCAGGUUCAGUUUAUGCAACUUCCUGCUGCUCUUGACAGCGGAUAGCGUUAGAUUUGACUGUUGAGUUGAUGCAUCCAGUUUGUUGUUGCAUUGACCUGUUGAACAGCUGAGAGUGUAGAGUUAAGAGGUGGAUGUGGUCGGACUGUGGAUCAUGUGGUUACAUGAGGAUCAUUCCAUCACUAUGGCAGGACUGGACUUCUACAAACAUACCUCCCUGUCGGCCAGUCGCUCAGAGAAGGGGACGGGCUGGUCGAGUCGCUCACUCGGCGCCCGAUGUCGCAACUCCAUCGCCUUGUGUUCCGACGAGCAGCCGCACAUCGGAAACUAUCGGCUGCUCAAAACUAUCGGGAAGGGCAACUUCGCCAAAGUCAAACUGGCGCGACACAUCCUCACCGGCAGAGAGGUUGCAAUAAAGAUCAUCGAUAAAACCCAACUCAACCCAACCAGCCUGCAGAAGCUGUUUCGGGAGGUACGCAUCAUGAAAACGCUCAACCAUCCCAACAUAGUUCAACUGUUCGAGGUGAUUGAGACGGAGAAGACUCUGUAUCUGAUCAUGGAAUACGCCAGCGGAGGCGAAGUGUUCGACUACCUCGUGGCUCACGGCCGAAUGAAGGAGAAAGAGGCCAGAGCUAAGUUUAGACAGAUCGUCUCAGCGGUUCACUACUGUCACCAGAAGAACAUCGUCCAUAGAGACUUAAAGGCCGAGAACCUGCUCCUUGACGCCGACUCCAACAUUAAAAUCGCAGACUUCGGCUUCAGUAACGAGUUCACAGCCGGCAGCAAACUGGACACGUUCUGUGGGUCACCACCGUACGCCGCCCCUGAGCUGUUCCAGGGGAAGAAGUACGAUGGUCCGGAGGUGGACAUCUGGAGUCUGGGGGUCAUCCUGUACACGCUGGUCAGCGGAUCGCUGCCCUUUGACGGGCAGAACCUGAAGGAACUCCGGGAGCGGGUUCUGAGAGGGAAGUACCGCGUCCCCUUCUACAUGUCCACAGACUGCGAGGGAAUCCUGCGCCGCUUCCUGGUCCUGAACCCGGCCAAGCGUUGCUCGCUGGAGCAAAUAAUGAAAGAUAAGUGGAUAAACGUUGGCUACGACGGAGAGGAGCUGAAGCCGCACACGGAGCCGGUGGAGGACUACAACGAUACCAGUCGCAUCGAUGUGAUGGUUGGGAUGGGUUUCGCUAGAGACGAGAUCAGAGAUUCUCUGUCCAGUCAGAAGUACAACGAGGUCACUGCCACCUACCUGCUGCUGGGACGCAAGAACGAGACGGAGGGCAGUGAAUCCCGGUCCGGCAGCAGUCUGAGUUUAGCCCGGGUCCGGACCGGUGCCAUCACCAACGGAACCAGCAAACACUCCACCUCCUCCUCCUCGUCCGGCGCCCCCUCCUCCUCCAGCCAUAAGGCCCAGCGCAGCGCCUCCACCUACCACCGCCAAAGACGCCACUCCGACUUCUGUGGUCCUGCAGUCCCGGGGUCAACGCACCCCAAACGCAGCCCCAGCGGUGUCGCAGAAGGGGCGGGCCUUAAAGAGGAGCGACUUUCAAUCCGCAAACCGAGCACCAACACCGUCGGCUCACGCAGCAUCCCGACACCCUCCAGCCCCAUGGUUAGCUCCGCCCACAACCCAAAUAAGGCCGAGAUACCCGACCGACGCAAGGAAUCCAACUCAACCACGAAUAACAUCCCUGCCAGUGCCAUGACUCGAAGGAACACGUAUGUUUGCACAGAUCGAUCCAGUAACGACCGACACUCACUGCUGCAAAACGGAAAAGAGAACAGUUCCUUAUCCCACCGCCUCCCCCCGGCCUCCCCCUCCACCCAUAGCAUCGCUGGUGCUUCUGGCGUCUCCUCGUCGUCCUCCACGCCCUCCUCCCGUCUCUCCAGAGGAUCCACGGUGAGGAGCACUUUCCACGGAGGGCAGAUCAGGGACCGCCGGCCCCCCUCCCACGCCCCCCCGGCCUCGCCCACCCCCUCCCACGAUGCCAGCCCACUGCCACACGCCAGGACCAGGACCACGACCAACCUGCUCAGCAAACUCACCUCCAAGCUGACCCGCAGGGUCACUCUUGACCCUUCUAAACGUCAGAGCUCAAACAAGUCCAUGUCGGGCUGCACCCUCCCACAGGGGACAAAAACAGUUAGGUCACAGACGAACCUGAGAGAAUCAGCAGAUCUCCGGUCACAAGCCGCCGCUGCUUCAGUCCCGUCUGAGUUUCAGGUUAAAGGCAGCAGUCGCCAUCUAUCUGGGCAUCAGAAAGCGGCCGAGCCCCGGACCCCCCGAUGCGGCUGGGAUGUGAGGGUUCGGAGCCCCCGCGACCCGGCUGAGGUGGUGUUGGCGCUGCGGGAGGCGGCGCAGGGCUGCGGUUGCCAGGUGCACGUGGCCGGGCCCUUCCUCCUGUCCUGCACCCACGGGGCGGCCGGCACCCGCGUCGCCUUUGAGGCCGAGGUGUGCCAGCUGCCCGCCGGGCCGGGCCAAAGCAGCGGAGUCCGGUUCCGACGCCUGUGGGGGGCGCCGCUGGCCUUCAGAGACAUCGCCACCAAAGUGUCCAAGGAGCUGGAGCUCUGAGGGCGACAGGAGGCGGGGUUGAGUGAGGAGGAGGAGGGACCAAGAGGAAGAGGAGGAGGAGGAGCUACGGACUGACACCUCCUCCUCUUCCUCCGCCUCCUUUAUGUGGCUAAUGAUGCCCCGCCUCCGCCAAAGACCCUCCCCUUCUUCUUCUGAUGCCGCCAGUCACAGCCACCUGCACUGAUCCGGAUCAGAAACUGGAUUAACCCAUAAAGACCCAAAUAUGCAAAAGCAUCUACUGAUCUAAACUGUUCAAUAACUGUUACUCUUAUCAAUACAUGUCAAUAAUUCAGGUAAAUACAGUUUCAUGGUCAUCAAACAU
Sphaeramia orbicularis (orbiculate cardinalfish) is the source of this 2905-nucleotide messenger RNA. It is a transcript of the gene mark4b, whose product is annotated as MAP/microtubule affinity-regulating kinase 4b. The coding region runs from base 169 to 2583 and encodes 804 amino acids. Gene Ontology annotation, molecular function: ATP binding; tau-protein kinase activity. Gene Ontology annotation, biological process: microtubule cytoskeleton organization; protein phosphorylation; intracellular signal transduction. The transcript has 19 exons. NCBI's taxonomy places the organism in Eukaryota, Metazoa, Chordata, Actinopteri, Kurtiformes, Apogonidae. The record is from RefSeq and is a predicted model, not a curated record. Gene Ontology annotation, cellular component: cytoplasm.